CGAUGUGAUUUGCUUCAAGGAAGGUGCAUGCUUUGUGUUUGAGCUUCACUGAUCGCGUUGAUGGUAGUGGUAAUGAAUGGAUUUGGAUCAAUAGAGGCUUGAGAAGAGGAAAUAUUUGCUUUCUUAUGUUUGUAAAUCUCCAUCAGCUGAGUGGGUAAGCUAGAAGCUGAUUUACAAAUGGAGCUCUGUGUCUCCUUGAUUCUCUUUCUGGUUUCUCUGCCUGCAUUUUUGGCCAAAGAAGUCGGACAUGCUAGCGUUGUAGUUGAUGGGACAGUAGCUAUUGCACAUAUUGAUAACAAUUUUGUCUGUGCCACUCUGGAUUGGUGGAAUCAUGAAAAAUGCGACUACAACCACUGUCCAUGGGGAUCUGCAUCUGUAUUAAAUUUGAACUUGUCUCAUCCUCUGCUUGCCAAGUCGAUUCAAGCUUUCAAUCAAUUGAGGAUCAGAAUCGGGGGUUCCUUGCAAGACCAAGUAUUGUAUGGUGUGGGAGAUUUGAAAUAUCCUUGUCAUCCUUUCAGAAAGCAGAAAGGCGGGUUGUUUGGAUUUUCUACAGGGUGUCUACCUAUGAGUAGAUGGGAUGAGCUUAACCAUUUUUUCAGCAAGACAAGGCCCCUCGUCACAUUUAGCUUGAAUGCACUGUCAGGGAGGCACCACAAAGGCGCAGGUGUCUGGGUUGGAGAUUGGGACUCUAGAAACGCUUAUGAUUUUAUUAAUUAUACUGUUUCGAAGGGCUACCAGAUAAAUUCAUGGGAGUUGGGUAAUGAGCUCUGUGGCAAAGGUGUUGGAGCUAGUGUUGGAGCUGAACAAUAUGGAAAAGACUUGAUCAAGCUUAAACACAUUGUCAACCAGUUAUACAAUGACUCCCACAUAAAGCCUGCACUUGUAGGACCUGGUGGAUUCUUUGAUCAGAAGUGGUUUACCACACUUCUACAGGUUUCUGGUUCAGGCGUAGUUGAUGUCGUCACGCAGCAUAUUUACAAUUUGGGUCCAGGUGUUGAUCCCAACUUGAUGCAAAAGAUAUUGAAUCCGUCUUACUUGGACCAAAUAUCUGGUACGUUUGAUAGUCUUGCAGCGACAGUGAGACACCAUGGACCUUGGGCUUCUAUAUGGGUCGGAGAGUCCGGAGGAGCCUAUAACAGUGGUGGUUUUAAUGUCUCAAACACGUUUGUGAACAGCUUUUGGUACUUGGAUCAGCUUGGGAUGUCGGCCAUGUACAAUUCUGCAGUGUAUUGCAGGCAGUCCCUAGUUGGUGGGCACUACGGCCUUCUCAACAGAACCUCAUUUGUUCCCAACCCUGAUUACUACAGUGCACUGCUGUGGCAUCGACUUAUGGGCGAAAGUGUUCUCAAGGUCGACCGCAAUGGGGCACCGCAUUUGCGCGUUUAUGCUCAUUGUUCAAAAGGAAGUGCCGGUAUAACUGUACUCCUCAUAAAUUUAAGCAAUCAGACCGAUUUCAUUGUCAAUGUUAAAAAUGUUCUGGAGCUUGAUAGAGCUGAUCGAUCGAGAAGCACUGGCAAAGGAAGUAAAUUCAGUCAUGGUCUUAAGAGGACGGUUUCAUGGGUUGGUCUCAAAGCAUCAGAUGGAACGUUACACAGGAAAGAAUACCAUCUAACUCCAAAAGAUGGGAACCUUAGAAGCAAAAUCAUGGUCCUCAAUGGGGUUCCAUUGGAAAUUACCAAGGACGGAAACAUCCCGGAAUUAGAACCUGUUAUUGUUCCCGUAAAUGAUCCUAUAUCGAUCACCUCUUUCUCCAUCAAAUUUGUUGUGUUGCCUCACUUUGAGGCUCCAGCGUGUGGAUGAUUUCUUUUCUCAACCCCCUAAGCUUAUAUAGUACCUGCUCGCGGAAUCUAUGAGCAAAUGGCAAUUCAGCAAUUGUAUAUUGUGUAGAACAUACAAUUAAUUCAGAAGAACCGAAAAGAAUAAAGAAAAAUAAAACUAUAUACAGUUUUAACUUUU
Molecule: messenger RNA, 1956 nt
Organism: Fragaria vesca subsp. vesca
Lineage: Eukaryota; Viridiplantae; Streptophyta; Magnoliopsida; Rosales; Rosaceae
Product: heparanase-like protein 1-like
Exons: 11
Coding region: 178-1800 (540 amino acids)
Cellular component (GO): plant-type cell wall; membrane
Molecular function (GO): beta-glucuronidase activity
Source: RefSeq, a predicted model, not a curated record